Messenger RNA from Cucurbita pepo subsp. pepo (vegetable marrow), 1731 nucleotides. RefSeq names its product calmodulin calcium-dependent NAD kinase-like. Gene Ontology annotation, molecular function: ATP binding; kinase activity. NCBI's taxonomy places the organism in Eukaryota, Viridiplantae, Streptophyta, Magnoliopsida, Cucurbitales, Cucurbitaceae. The record is from RefSeq and is a predicted model, not a curated record.
UUUUUUUUUUUUUUUUUUAUAAAAAAUUUCAUCAUGAAGCAUGAAGAUGGCGGCUUCGGGAAGGUCAUUCCAUCGUCGCACCAUCUUAGCCCUUCCUUCGUCGAAGGCAUCGCUGCUAUCGGGAAAAGCCAUUUCCGGCGGACUUCGAAGGCUGUAAUCAACAAUCACAAGUUGAUUCCGCAUCUACAUAUAACGGAGUCCGGCCGCGUUGGUUUCUUGGAGAGAUUUUCGCAUUAUGUUGCGAGGCAGUUAGGGCUUUCAGAUGCAGAUGACUAUCCUCAACUCUGCAAGCUAGCGAACAAUUAUUUGAGGAAGACGAAUGGAUGCGUGGAAGAAAUUUAUGCAUAUUUCGCGAGUGAAUCCGAGGCGGAAUCUCUGUAUCUGAAGUUAAUGGAUGAGUUUGAUCAAUGCAUCUCGAGUUAUUUCGCAUUCCAUUGGAGCCAAGCUCCCUUGAUGAUCAGUCAGGUUUUGAGUGUCGACUCCGAGCGCAUGAAGCUGAAAGAUCUUGUGGUGGCAGCGACUAGGAAGGAGAGGUUCGAUAGGGUGUGUAAGGAUCUGAAAGUGACAAGGGUAUUCUCUACUUUGGUGGAGGAAAUGAAGAAGAUAGGUUGUGCUCCAUCUAAGGGCGAGUCGAAAUUCUCCCACACGAUACCGCCAUCGUCUCGAAGAGAUAGGAGGCCUGUGCUUCUUCUUAUGGGUGGUGGCAUGGGGGCUGGCAAGAGUACUGUCCUCAAAGACAUUUGCAAAGAGCCCUUCUGGUUGGAAGCAGAAACAAAUAGAGUGAUGGUAGAGGCAGAUGCCUUCAAAGAGACUGAUGUUAUCUACAAAGCCAUCAGCUCAAUGGGCUAUCACGAUGACAUGCUUCAAACUGCCGAAUUGGUACACCAGCCAUCAACCGAUGCUGCAUCAUCGUUGCUGGUCACAGCGUUAAACGAGGGACGGGAUGUGAUCUUGGAUGGCACUCUGUCUUGGGAGCCAUACGUUAUGCAGACCAUUGAAAUGGCUCGAAACAUUCACAAACGUCGAUAUCGAAUGGGAGUUGGGUACAAGGUAGAGAAUGGAAAAGUGACAGAGAAUUACUGGGAGGCUAUGAGUGAAGAAGAAGAGAAGGAAUUGAGGAAGGCGCAUGGAGAAAUGCAAAAUAGAAUGGCGUAUAGAAUAGAGUUGGUUGGAGUUGUUUGUGAUGCUCAUCUAGCUGUUGUUAGAGGAAUAAGGAGAGCCAUAAUGAUGGGAAGGGCUGUGAGGGUGAAUUCUCAGUUGCAAUCCCACAAGAGAUUUGCUAAUGCUUUUCCAAAAUACUCCAAAGUUGUUGAUAGCGUCAGGCUCUAUUCCACCAAUUCCACUGGCAACCCACCUAAGUUGAUCUAUAGAAAAGAUAGCAACAAGUCGUUUGAGAUGGUUGACCCAGAGGCACAUGCAUGGUUGACAACGUUGAGUAAUUUAAACAUCGAUGCAGAAUCAGUUCAUGAGCUUUACCCAAACUCGAGCCUAUUUUCUGAACCUGGUUCCAUUUUGAAAGAAAUGACUCCAACCUCUUUAAGGCUCAGUUGUCAAAAAGAGCUUAGAUAUGUGAUUAAAAAGCUAGAAAGUUCAAGAACAAUCUCAAAUGAAUUUUUACGGUGAAAAAACUUGUAAAUUUAAUGAGUGGUUGAAGUGAAAAAAAAGAAAACGUGGUAUUUAAGUAUUCGUUCUUUUUGUAUGUGUAUUAUGUCUUAUUUUUGCAUACAUUCG